Molecule: messenger RNA, 2076 nt
Organism: Lichtheimia ornata
Lineage: Eukaryota; Fungi; Mucoromycota; Mucoromycetes; Mucorales; Lichtheimiaceae
Exons: 2
Coding region: 1-2076 (691 amino acids)
Biological process (GO): SCF-dependent proteasomal ubiquitin-dependent protein catabolic process
Cellular component (GO): SCF ubiquitin ligase complex
Molecular function (GO): protein binding
Source: RefSeq, a predicted model, not a curated record
AUGACCGUUGUCGAGAACAUUAGCUGGUCCGGAUUACUGAAGAAUACCAAUCUCACAGCUGAACAUGGUAAUGACGGCAACCACAUUGCCAUGGCAACCGAGACUUUGAAGCAAGCAGCCCACCAAUUCGCCCAAGUCCUUAAUGAACGUGCCAGGCUUUUCGCCAACAGUGCUCAGUUUGAUACAGCGUUACGUGAUGCAGCAGCCAUAAGAGCGCUAUUACCGGGAUCAGGGCUUGGGUAUUUGUGUACAGGAGACGUGCACUGUCAACAAGGACGUUAUGCAGCAGCCAUUUCCAUAUACGACCAAGGGCUUGAAGCAGCACCCGAAUCAGAUCCAUAUUAUCAGCAGCUUCAGCAACAACGCAUGACAGCAGUAUCCAACAACAGUAAACGCGUCGAUUUUAUCAGCCGGUUGCCAUUGGAUAUCGUCAUCACCAACAUUGUACCAAGGAUGGAGCGGCCAGUAUACUUGGAUUCUAUUGUGCUGUAUGAGCCUCUUUAUGUAUCACGUACAUGGCAGGCCCGUUUUUUGCAGCGACCUAACGGCUUGGACUUUGACUUUGGCCAAGAUGGGAUCAAUUUGAAGAGGGAUCAUGAUCAACUUGUCCGGUUUGCGCCCUAUGUUCGAAGCUUAUCAGGAAGCCUAUAUGAUGAUAAUUGCUUGGAUGAUCUCCUUUCUCGUGCACACUUUUCCAAUCUCAAACGACUAGUAUUGUAUUGUGAUGCACCCCCUCAUCGUGCAUUGAUAAAAGGCCUGCAAUUGAUUGGUGAUUCACUGACGCACUUGGUCAUUGAAGGAUCCCCUAUUGACGUUGGACUGCAUGGUAUUUUGGAAUCAUGCCCAAAUCUUGUAUCUUUGGAUGUAGAGCGUGUGGAGGCUGCUAUGUCAUCACCGGUAUCAUCACGUUAUCCCAAGAUCACGCACCUGGCACUUGACGACCUACCAGAUGGACCCCCAAGCCAAGAUGAUGUGAUUGAUAUCCUCAGCCGGCUUCCUUCUUUAUUGUCAUUCCAGAUUACGCCAAUGCCCGGAUCCGGUGUCUUGACUAUUCUACAUGAGCAUUGCCCAUAUCUACAGAAGCUUGAUUACGGCUAUCCGAACGAUGCGUCAUUCAAAUAUCAUUUACAAAAAAUUGAACUCCAUCCAAAUCGAAAAGGGAUCACGUCGGCUCAUCUAGGAUAUGAAGGCUUUGAUUAUGUGCAAGAUGACUUGAUCCAAUUUCUUCACCUGCACAGACAUACAUUGGAAACGAUUCAAUUUGGCUGUCGCUCUAUCGAUAGCAGCAAUUGCCGUUGGAGGUUGCAGAACGGACACGUAGUAUCUCAGGCACGUCAUCAUCGUCGAUAUUUACCUACAAGUUUGCUCCCUGAAAAUGAUCCAACUCAAACAAAGACUAUAUUCACACGACUUGUCAACGUUGAUUUUUCGCUUUGUGAUCCAUCAUCAUCUUGUGGUUUUAUGUUAUGGCUGAUAUCGAAUGGUCCCAAUCUCAAAGCCAUCCAUCUCACUGAAUCCCAUUUUCUGCCCGAUGUCUCAAAUGCCAUAAUCAAGAUGAGCAACCUUUCAAAGUUGGAAAUUACCAAGAUUGCGGGAACUGCCGAGUUUUACGACCCAAUCAUUUCGUUCAUGCAGCAUCAUGUUGCAAUGGAGGAUCGGUCGACGCUCAAAGGCAUCAUCCUACACAUAGACGAUGGGGCUAUGCAUGCAGUAACAUGGCUCAAUUUGAUAUCUCGAAUGAAGCAUCUCAAGGAUUUGAAAUUGCUCACGGGCACCAUUCCUGAAAUUUCCUUACCAGCAUUGGAGAAGAUAGGUCAAGGCUGCUCCUCUCUAGAAAGCUUAACGCUUGGUGAUACGUACUUCAGAUACGUCUAUUUUACUGAUGGCGUCAUAAAGUCUUUGUGUCAACAUCCCAAGCUUAAAUGUCUCACGAUUAAUGCCAAAUCAUUAUCAGCCGCCGACUUUUUCGCCUUGUCCUCAUUCCCUAGUUUAGAGCGGCUUCGCCUUUACUGUGAUAUUCCACCUUUAGCCAAAGACAUGUUACGCAACCUUAUUCCAAAUGCCAUUAUUGUAUAA